Molecule: messenger RNA, 120 nt
Organism: Haemonchus placei
Lineage: Eukaryota; Metazoa; Nematoda; Chromadorea; Rhabditida; Trichostrongylidae
Source: the annotation of a GenBank genome assembly
AUGAAACUACAACAGAAAGGUGAUGUAAAGAACUUCGAAACCUCACUGCCUGUUAGCGCCACCGAAGCUCGAACGAUACCCGGUUCCACUUCUAGUGAGUUUCUCACUAGUAUUGACUGA